AUGGCUCUUAGAUUUAAGCAAAAGAAGUUUCAACUACGAAACUUGAAACCUACAUUGAUUACAUGUGCAUUAGUUGUUGGUGCAGGAGUAUUGAUUGUUAAUACAUUUCCCCACAUAAAAACUACAAUACAUCAAUAUUUACACGGCCGAGUAACUGAAGAAGACGAAGAUGAGGAAGAGGAAGAGGAAGAAGAAGAUACUUUAUCUAAUGAAACGGUCAUUAUCGAGCGUAUACAUCGAGAUCCAAACAAUGAAAAUAGGACGAUUGAUAGUUUUCGAGUUGUACGCUGA
Messenger RNA from Lodderomyces orthopsilosis Co 90-125, 291 nucleotides. RefSeq lists its product as uncharacterized. The transcript has a single exon. The record is from RefSeq and is a predicted model, not a curated record. Bases 1 to 291 code for a protein of 96 amino acids. NCBI's taxonomy places the organism in Eukaryota, Fungi, Ascomycota, Pichiomycetes, Serinales, Debaryomycetaceae.